Molecule: messenger RNA, 1306 nt
Organism: Dimorphilus gyrociliatus
Lineage: Eukaryota; Metazoa; Annelida; Polychaeta; Dinophilidae
Source: the annotation of a GenBank genome assembly
AAUGUUGAGCAACGAUAAAUACUGUUUUUGGUGUUUUCUAUUUGGUUCAGUAUUCUUCAUUUCUGUAGAUACUCAACACGUUAAUAUUGCCUUUAACCAAACUGUUUCUGUAUCCACUUCAAACGGGAAUGACGGUGAUUUAGCGGUAAAUGGAAUAUUUCAUAUAGAUAGUUUCUUUCAGACCAACAUUUCAUUAUCAUUGCGUCAAUGGUGGAUGGUAACUUUUGACAAACAAUAUUUCGUUCGAACAAUUAGAAUUCUCAAUUCAAAAGAUGGUUCUGGCAUGAAAGAUAUAGACUUUUUAACUCAUAUCUCUACUGUUAAUUAUCUCAAUUCUAGUCAAUUUUCACUUUGUAAUACAAUAAAUGAAAUAAUACCAAAAAGAAAAGCUGCAACAAUUGAUUGUUUAAAAGGUCCCCAAUAUUCAAGAUCACUUGUUGUGGAGAAAAGAUCAACUGAUCACCCGUUAACUAUAUGCGAAAUUGAAAUUUGGACAAUGAGAGAUAUUGAUAGAAAUAAAAUGGAUGUUUCUACAAAUGGUUGGUGGCUUAGAAAUGCUAAUGAUGGUCAAAGUGACUCUGGAAGAUUUUUGAAGUGUCCAGAAACUGCGUCCGCAUCCCCUGGGUGGUGGAAAAUGAACUUGGAAGUCAUGAGUGAGUUAUACGCCGUUUCUAUUGUGAGUAGAGCUGGAUUCAAUAGUCGUUUGAAUUCCAUUAAUAUAAUUGUAAACAAUGAUAAUACCGAAUUGCCAUGGAUACCAGAAAGAAUAUGCAGUAGCAUUGACAAAGCUUCCUCAUAUAUGACUAGAAGAUGCCAAAAGUCUACUGUUGGUCAAUUUCUUGCUUUAGUUAGGUCAACGGCAUCGAACGUUAUUAUGUCUAUUUGCGAGAUUGAAGUGUUUGGUUCAACUAUUAAAGAUGAACCUCAAGUUAAUUGGGUUAUAAAUAGUUACAACUCUUCAUUUCAACAUUAUAAUGAUAAUAGUUCCUGCUCUGUUAAUGCUGUUCAUUCAAUUGGUAUUUCUCAAUACCAAUCAAAAGCCCUGGUGGCUGAAUUAAAGGGUGUAUCACUACUUCAGUCAUGUCUUAAUGCUGCAUUUAAAAUCUACGUGACAUCAUUCACCAUUGAAGAAGAAUGUGAACUGAUAAAUCAUGUAGAUGGAUACUACUCUGAGUUAGAUAUGAUGGAUUCUUGUAUUUUUAAAUGUCAAUGUCAGUCUAAUAAUUGUUUGAGAAUUCAUUUCACAAUUUUACAGUCUAAACUACUCACUUUAAAUAGAGAUUUCUAUAUUAUUGUCAAUAUUUAA